Molecule: messenger RNA, 3416 nt
Organism: Bradysia coprophila
Lineage: Eukaryota; Metazoa; Arthropoda; Insecta; Diptera; Sciaridae
Gene: ValRS
Product: Valyl-tRNA synthetase
Biological process (GO): valyl-tRNA aminoacylation
Cellular component (GO): cytosol
Molecular function (GO): ATP binding; valine-tRNA ligase activity; aminoacyl-tRNA deacylase activity
Source: RefSeq, a predicted model, not a curated record
GAUGCAAUUUUUGACGUUUCUUACAGAGCAAAAUCUCCUGGAUGCGUGUGGCAUCGUGGCAGAAUAAAUCGGCCUUUCGAAAAUAUUUAAUGAAAUUUUGAUCCAUUUAUUGCAUCAUAACAUAAACGCGAAUUGUGAAGUGUACAAUGUCCGACAUAGAUCCACAACCAGUGGCUGGCGACGAGGCUAACGAACCGCCGAAGAGUGCAAAACAAUUGGAGAAAGAGGCGAAAAAGGCUGCGAAAUUACAAAAACUUCAACAAAAAAUUGAAAAGAAGUCAACAGCUGUACCGUCCGCAAAAGACAAGGCUGAGAAAAAACCACCAAAAGAGUCCAAGGAAGCGGCAGUUUAUACAGCAGACACCAGUCCAGGCGAAAAGAAAGACAUUUCGGGGCCAUUACCAGAUGCGUACAGUCCAAAGUAUGUUGAAGCUGCCUGGUAUGGAUGGUGGGAAAAGCAAGGUUUCUUCCGACCAGAAUACGGUCGUGAGUCCAUUCUUCAACCGAAUCCGAAGGGAACGUUUGUUAUUGUCAUUCCACCGCCCAAUGUGACUGGCUCUUUGCAUUUGGGACACGCACUGACCAAUGCCAUCGAAGAUGCUAUUGUUCGUUGGAAUCGAAUGAAAGGCAAGACCACAUUGUGGGUGCCAGGAUGUGAUCAUGCUGGCAUUGCCACACAGGUUGUUGUGGAGAAGAAAUUAUGGCGAGAAGAGAAAAAGACGCGACACGACCUAGGUCGUGAGAAAUUCAUCGAAAAAGUCUGGGACUGGCGGAAUCAGAAAGGAGUUCGAAUCUACGAUCAGCUGCGAGCAAUUGGUUCGUCAUACGACUGGACUCGUACCAGAUUCACCAUGGAUCCGAUGUUGUGUCGAGCCGUAACCGAAGCAUUUGUGCGACUCCAUGAGGAUGGCAGCAUUUAUCGGAGUUCACGACUUGUCAAUUGGUCGUGCACUCUGCGGUCGGCGAUAUCGGACAUUGAAGUUGAUAAAAUUGAGAUUCCCGGCCGAACGUUCUUAUCGAUUCCCGGUUAUGAGGAGAAAGUAGAGUUCGGCGUCCUAGUGACAUUUGCGUACAAGGUUGAGGGCUGUGACGAAGAAAUCGUUGUUGCUACGACUCGAAUUGAAACAAUGCUUGGCGAUACUGCGAUUGCUGUGCACCCGAAUGAUUCACGGUACACUCACUUGCACGGCAAAUACGUCGUUCAUCCGUUCGCCGAUCGAAAGAUUCCGAUCGUUUGCGACGAUUUUGUUGACAUGGAAUUCGGUACUGGCGCCGUGAAAAUUACUCCGGCCCACGAUCAAAGCGAUUACGAAGUCGGUAAACGGCACAAUCUACCGUUCAUCAACAUAUUCAACGAUGACGGAUUCAUCAUCGGUGAUUACGGCCAAUUCACCGGAAUGAAACGUUUUGAGUGCAGGAAGUCGAUUUUGGUGGCACUGAAAGAGAAAGGACUCUACAAGGACACAAUCAACAAUCCGAUGGUCGUACCGUUCUGCAGUCGGUCCAAGGAUGUCGUUGAACCGAUCAUCAAACCGCAGUGGUACGUGAAAUGCGAUGACAUGGCUGCCGCGGCUGUUGAGGCUGUUCGCUCUGGCGAAUUGAAAAUUAUACCCGAAAUGCAUGUGAAAACAUGGAAUCACUGGAUGGAAGGCAUCAGAGACUGGUGUGUGUCGAGACAAUUGUGGUGGGGGCAUCGCAUUCCUGCAUACUUCGUUACAUUUACCGAUCCAACAAUUCCGUCGGGUUCGUCGGACAACGACGAAUAUUGGAUCGUUGGACGAACCGAAGCAGAAGCUAGACAGAAGGCCGCUAAGAAAUUCAAUGUUGACGAGAAAUUGGUUGUACUGACGCAAGAUGCUGAUGUACUGGACACUUGGUUCAGUUCGGGAUUGUUCCCGUUCUCUGUAAUGGGUUGGCCGGAUGCAACCGAUGACAUGAAAGCCCUAUAUCCGACCUCACUUUUGGAAACUGGUCACGACAUUCUGUUCUUCUGGGUGGCAAGAAUGGUCUUUUUCAGCCAAAAGCUGCUGGGAAAACUACCGUUCAAGGAGGUGUUUUUACAUCCAAUGGUUCGUGAUGCUCAUGGCAGGAAAAUGUCGAAAUCGUUGGGCAACGUCAUCGAUCCAAUGGAUGUUAUUUCGGGCAUUGUGUUAGAGGAGCUGCACAAACAACUCUACGAUUCCAAUCUGGAUCCGAAGGAGAUUGAACGAGCUAUUGCCGGACAAAAGCAAGAUUAUCCGAACGGAAUACCGGAAUGUGGAACGGAUGCAAUGAGAUUCGCCCUAUGUUCGUAUAAUACUCAAGGCAGGGACAUCAAUUUGGAUAUUUUGCGCGUGCAAGGCUACCGAUUCUUUUGCAAUAAGAUCUGGAACGCAACGAAAUUCGCUCUGUUGUACUUUGUGGACGACCACAAGUAUGCGGUGACUAAGGAGCUGACCGGUACCGAAAGCAAUAUGGAUUUAUGGAUCUUGUCUCGUCUGGCUGGAGCCAUCGACAGUUGCAACAAUGGAUUCGAAAUCUACGAUUUUACGAUUCCAACAAGUGCCUGUUACAGCUUUUGGCUGUACGAUCUGUGCGACGUUUACUUGGAAUGUCUGAAACCCGUUUUCCAAUCCGGCACCGAUGCGGCCAAGGCAACAGCUCGACAAACUUUAUUCACUUGCUUGUACAAUGGAUUGAAGCUAAUUUCGCCAUUCAUGCCGUUCAUCACCGAAGAAUUAUUCCAGCGUUUACCCAGAACCGAUACGAACGUUUUGAGUAUUUGUGUGAGCGAUUAUCCAGAACUAUCGACCUCCCCGUGGAAAAAUGACUCGCUCGAAAAGGAGGUAGAAUUCGUACAGAAAGCCGCUAAGGUCAUCCGAUCGGCCCGAAGUGAUUACAACAUCCCGAAUAAGAUAAAAACCGAAGCCUAUGUCGUCUGCCAGGACACGACCAGUAGAGAAAUAUUGCAGAAAUUCGCAUCGGAUCUGUCGACCACAGCGUUCUGUUCGAAAAUGGACUUCGACACAUCGCCGCCAGCCGGAUGCGCCAUUUUGACCGUGUCGGGACAGUGCGAAAUACAUUUGAUGUUGAAGGGAUUGAUCGAAAUCGACAAGGAAUUGGGUAAAUUGCAAAAGAAGAAGGAACAACUGGAGGUGACGAUAAAUAAAUUGGAUCAGUCGAUGGCGGCUGCUGAUUAUGCUACUAAGGUUCCCAUUGACAUACAGGAGAGUAAUACGGAAAAGUUGAGUCAGGCUAAAAGUGAAAUCGAACGCAUCAUCAGUGCUAUGGAGACGUUGAAGGUGAUGUAAACGAGCCGAUCAUUUUCUGUCAGGCCUCGCAUUCUCUAGCUUUUUUUGAAUUUAUUGCGCUUUUGUUUACUAAGUGCGUCUCUGAGUGCAGCAUUUAUAUCAAUAAAAGCAAUAAAAGGAAUGAAA